This is a messenger RNA of Triticum urartu, 3451 nucleotides long. RefSeq names its product CRM family member 2 (gene CFM2). Gene Ontology annotation, biological process: RNA splicing, via transesterification reactions. Gene Ontology annotation, molecular function: mRNA binding. The record is from RefSeq and is a predicted model, not a curated record. NCBI's taxonomy places the organism in Eukaryota, Viridiplantae, Streptophyta, Magnoliopsida, Poales, Poaceae.
CGGUUCCCACCCCGCCCCGCCCAAAUGCUCCUCCAAUUCUUCCCCCACCCCUCCCCUCCCAUCCUCUCCCUCCCCGUCGCCACUUCCAGACCCCGCCACCCUCACCCCCGCCUCCCUCCCGUCCGCGCCUCGCCUUCCCCAGAGCCGGAGCUCCUCGCCAAGUCCGCGCUCCGCCGCAUCUCCGACAAGCUCCGCAGCCUCGGAUACCUCGAGACCUCCCCGGAGACCCCCAUUCCAUCCCCGGCCCCGAGCGUCGACGCCCCGUCCCCCGGGGAGAUUUUCGUGCCCACUCCGGCCCAGCUUCCUCGCCACCGCGUCGGCUCCACGCUAGACCCUAGCUGGUCCACUGGCGACGGCGAGGCGGACGCGGCGCGGCGCAGGCAGAGGCGGGGGAGGGAUGCGGCAGCGGCACCGACGCCGCCGUCCGCGGCGGAGCUUACGCUGCCGCGGGAUGAGCUGCGGCGGCUGCAGGGGGUCGGCAUCCGGCUGCGUAAGAGGCUCAAGGUGGGGAAGCCCGGCGUCACAGAGGGGAUCGUGAACGGGAUACACGAGCGAUGGCGCAACGCGGAGCUCGUGAAGAUCAGGUGCGAUGAUAUCUCCGCCAUGAACAUGAGGCGCACCCACGAGGUUCUCGAGAGGAAAACUGGAGGCUUGGUUAUUUGGAGAUCUGGAAGCACCAUCAUACUGUACAGAGGAACCAACUAUAAAUAUCCUUACUUCCAUGACCAGCAAAAGAUGGAUGAUUGUCUCAAGGAUGAAUCAUCAGAGCAGAGCAGUUCUGAUGAUGAUGAUGAUGAUGAUGAUGAUGAAGAUCUUGGUUUUUUAUCUGUGGAACAAUGUAGUAGUGAAGAGGAUGGUAAGAAUGAUACAAAAGAUAGUAUUCAUUACAAAGAUGAGGCUGUCGAAAAUGUUGCCAUAGUAUAUGGAGAACAGAGGAGUAUAGGAGAGGAACAUGAGAAUCAUGAUAUAUUAUCUAUGGGGCAGAGUGUGGCCAGAAAGGAUGACGCAAAUUAUCCCAUGAUAUCCUCUAAAGCGCCUGCUGUUGAUACACAGGAGGGUAGAUCAGCAGUGGAAAUUAAUAGUGGAGCUGCAAACAAACAGCAUGCAAGAUUUCAUAUAGGCACAAAUGUAAAUCCCCCUAGUGUGGUCAGACCUUUAGCUAGGUCUACCUUAGUUACUGGUGUUGGUUCUCCUAAUAAGUUCCGAUUACAGUUGCCUGGGGAGGUCAAGCUUGCGAAGGACGGUGACAAAUUAUUAGAUGGGCUGGGUCCACGGUUUUCUGAAUGGUGGGGGUAUGAUCCCAUUCCAGUGGAUGCUGAUUUGUUGCCAGCUAUCGUUCCUGGAUUCCGUAGGCCUUUCCGUCUUCUUCCUUCAGGUGUACCACCCAAGCUAACAGAUAGAGAAAUGACUAUCCUUAGGAGGCUAGCUCGUCCUUUACCCUACCACUAUGCACUUGGAAGAAGCAGUAACCUUCAAGGAUUGGCUGCAUCCAUGAUCAAGUUAUGGGAAAGGUGUGAGGUAGCGAAGAUUGCGAUGAAGAGAGGUCUCUGCAUUGAUAGUGAGCUCGUCUCCGAGGAAUUAAAGGGCUUGACUGGUGGGACCCUUUUAUCAAGGGACAACGAGUCAAUUGUACUAUACAGAGGAAAAGACUUCCUCCCCCCAGCUGUCUCUCUUGCAAUAGAAAAACGCAGAAAGCAUGACAAUUCCAUGAUCAAUAAGCCCAAGCCUGAAAUUGAAGAAAGCAUACCUACUCAAGAUGCUUCUGAACUGAAGAUGGCAAAUGAUGCCUCGGUACAUGGGCAUGAAUGUCAUGAAGAAAAACAUGAAGGCGAAACUUCUGUUACAGAUUAUAGAACUGAAUCUCUAAAUACAGUUGCCCAGAACAUGGAAACCAGAUUAUCUCAGGCUAUAGCAGAGAAAAAGAAGGCUGAAAAACUUCUUGAGGAGCUAGAAAAGGCAUCUCGGCCUUCAAAAGCUGAAACAAGAGAGACCAUCUCAGAAGAGGAGAGGUACAUGUUGAGGAAAGUUGGUUUGCAGAUGAAGCCAUUUCUGCUGUUAGGAAGGAGAGGAGUUUUUGAUGGAACAAUUGAAAAUAUGCACCUUCAUUGGAAGUAUCGAGAACUUGUCAAAAUUAUGUGUAAAGAACACAGCAUGGAAGAUGUUACAUAUGCUGCUCGAACACUAGAAGCUGAGAGUGGUGGUAUUUUGGUGGCAGUGGAGAGAGUGAGCAAAGGACAUGCAAUUAUAAUGUAUCGAGGGAAGAACUACCAGAGGCCGUCAGCUCUCAGGCCAAAAUCUUUGUUGAAUAAAAAAGAUGCUCUGAAUCGUUCUGUAGAGCUUCAGCGCCACAAGUCCUUGAAGCUUCACGUGCUUAAUCUAUCAAAGAACAUCGACUACUUGAGGGGUCAGAUGCAAAUGGAGGGUCAUGCAGUGGUUUCGUCUGAUCAGAUGAACUCAGGCCAUGAAAACAAAGGCAUACAUGAUCUCUGUGACAACUCUGGAACAUUAGGGGAGACAAGCAAAGAAGUGCCUGAAGUUGCUCCCGAGUGUUUUGAGCCAGAGAGCGAAGAGUGCAGUUCAGGUGGAACAAAUAGAAUCUUGAAUACAACCAAGUCUGGAGUUCCUUUAGAUGAUACACAGAACAAGUUAUGUUUGAACGAGCUUAUAGAUGAUUCCUCUGAGGCUUCGAGGCCAUGCCUGAAUGAGAAUUCAAGUUCUGCUUCAUCAGAUAAUCAGAUCGAAUAUCAAAAUCGGCUGAGCUUUCCUGUAGAAUGCCAUUCAGACAGUGGUAGCGAAGAGGAUUCCAAAGUCUUCAAAACCCUUAGCCCUUCCCAGGCACUGGAUGAGCCAAUAUUGGACCAGACAUAUACUCCUCACUUGCCUUCCAAAGCUGCACCUCUAUCAAAUCGGGAGAGACUUGUGCUAAGGAAGCAAGCUCUGCAGACGAAGAAACGUCCAGUACUUGCCAUUGGGAGGAAUAAUGUCAUCACCGGAGUUGCAAAAACAAUACGGACACACUUCAAAAAGCAUCCUCUUGCUAUUGUGAAUAUCAAGAACCGAGCAGAUGGAACUCCAGUUCAACAGCUGAUAUCAGAACUAGAGGAGGCGACAGGAUCGGUUCUCGUGUCACGAGAACCAAACAAAGUGAUUUUGUACAGAGGCUGGGGAGCGGACGUGACCCAGACAAGUUCCAGGGAGGACGGCACAAAUGAGGGCGAAAAGGAGGUGAUAUCACCACAGCUCCUUGAAGCCAUUAGAUUAGAAUGUGGACUGCACCCAGGUGAAUCACAAUAGCUGGAUCCUAGACAGCCUCCUAGUUUUUUGGGAAGAUGAUCCUCCUAUGUUGUGGAAAUACAGACGACAUUGAUUCAGUGUAUUCUCAUCCUCCUACUUGUAAAUUUUGUACGUAUGUCUGAGAAGCCUUUUGAAUGAACUUCGCCAUUAACCAGAA